Molecule: messenger RNA, 1543 nt
Organism: Amyelois transitella
Lineage: Eukaryota; Metazoa; Arthropoda; Insecta; Lepidoptera; Pyralidae
Product: selenoprotein S A
Exons: 6
Coding region: 167-652 (161 amino acids)
Biological process (GO): endoplasmic reticulum unfolded protein response; retrograde protein transport, ER to cytosol
Cellular component (GO): Derlin-1-VIMP complex; Derlin-1 retrotranslocation complex; endoplasmic reticulum membrane
Source: RefSeq, a predicted model, not a curated record
UUUUCAUGUCAAUGUCACACAAACGUCAUAAGGUCAUAGAAUCUGAAAUCGGAAAAACAAAUUAAAAAUUUAGAUUAAAUUUCUUUUCUUUCUAGAAUACAAUCGUAACUUCGAAACUCGAUAAAGUUUUAUAUCCUUGUUUUACCUUCCCACGCACAGAAAGAGAAUGGAUCCGCUGAUUGAAGAGGAGAUAGAAAUGGAACCGAGAUCCUGGUUCAAUCCGUUAAGCUUCGUGCUGCAGUUCCUGGCCUCGUACGGGUGGUACCUGGUGGGCGGAGCCGCAGCCUUGCUGUAUAUUGUGCACCGACUGAGACCCAAGGUGAAGGAGUGGCAGGAGGCCAGGGAGGAUGCUGCUUAUCACAAGAACCCUGAUCUAGCUCUGGCCCGGAUGGAGGCAAUCCAGCGUGCGAGGGAGAGGCAGCAACAACUGCUAGAGGAGGCCUCGCAGAGAGCUCUUGAGGAACAGAAACAGCGUGAAGAGCGCAAGCGAGCAGAGUUGGUGGAGCGGCUGGAGAAGUACGGCACCGCGGCGGGCCGGCGGCUCGGCGCGCCCGGCGACAGCGAAUACCUCCCUCUGAGCGGAGGCGCGUCGACGUCCACCUACCGCCCGCCCAAGAGGUCCAAAUGCGGGGGCGGGGGGUGUGGGCGGUAGACUGACAUUGUAUUUAAAGUAAUUUCAUAAAAACAUUUAGGGUCACUUCACACUGGAGACGAGACGCGAUGCGACAUUUUGAUAGAGCGAAUCUCAAAUUAAAUUUUUAUUUGGCUACGGAAGUAGUUUCCAUUGCGGUGUGAUUCUUUUUCCACGUACAUUGGACUGAAUCAAAGGAGCGGAAUCGAUUUUUCGGACACGACCGCCACAAAGGGAAGAUAUUCCUGCAGGCUGGUGUGACAGACGAUGUCGCGUCAGAUGCUGGAUUUAUGCUCAAAGCCGUGAAAUAUUUGCUUGCUCAGUUUAAAAUCUUCGCUCUCAUUGGCUGACAGCGUAGCGUGCUGCGUUAUGAUUGGUUGUUGGCGUUUUAUUUAGAGAUAUCGCCACAUGGAUUUUAAACUUGAGAUUCCUCGUGUAGGUGAUGGGCUAGCAACCUGUCACUAUUUGAAUCUCAAUUCCGUCAUUUAGCCACACAGCUGAAGAGGCCUUUUAAGACUAUUGUCUCUGUCCCAAUAAAGGGUAACAAUAAAAAGUAUGAUUGUAUCAUCUUAACAUUUUGAGCUGAAUUAAAAUGUCUUGUCGCGUCUCGUCUUUAUUGUGAACUCACCUUUACUAAUGGACUUAUUUAAUUUAACUAAAAUGAAAUCAUUAUUUCUAUGUGUCUUAACUAAUUUGAUAAAAUCCAAGAGUUAAUUUGUAGUCAUGAUAAUUGGCAUUUAAUUAAAUUCCAUUUGAAUCAGUAACAAGGUGUUUUGUCGAUGCUAUUAUAAUACAUUAACUGAUUGUGGUGUAGAUUUGAAAAUAUGUAUAAAAUUCUUUAUUGUAUAAAGUUUGUAAUGUUUUUGAAGUGUAAUAUAAUUCCUUAAAGAAAUACAAUUUACUGUAUCUAAA